AUGCCAAAGAACAAGGGAAAAGGAGGCAAGAAUCGUCGUCGUGGAAAAAACGAUAACGAUGAGAAUAAACGCGAGCUUGAGUUUAAAGAGGAAGGCCAAGAAUAUGCGCAAGUGGUGCGAAUGCUCGGCAAUGGUCGUCUAGAAGCCUAUUGCUUUGAUGGCGUGACGCGUCUGGGUCAUAUUCGUGGCAAGAUGCGCAAGAAAGUGUGGGUCGGUGCAGGUGACAUCAUUCUCGUGAGUCUACGCGAGUAUCAGGACGGCAAAGUGGACAUUAUUCAUAAAUACAAUGCCGAUGAGGCCCGUAGCUUGAAGGCCUAUGGUGAGCUUCCGGACAAUGCACGUAUCAAUGAAACGGCUGUGGACAUGGCGAUGGAAGGAGACGGCGAGGACGAUAUUGGUUUCGACUUUGACGACAUCUAA
Molecule: messenger RNA, 420 nt
Organism: Peronospora farinosa
Lineage: Eukaryota; Oomycota; Peronosporomycetes; Peronosporales; Peronosporaceae
Source: the annotation of a GenBank genome assembly